Messenger RNA from Trichosporon asahii var. asahii CBS 2479, 996 nucleotides. Its product is annotated as cytochrome-b5 reductase. Gene Ontology annotation, biological process: ergosterol biosynthetic process. Lineage: Eukaryota; Fungi; Basidiomycota; Tremellomycetes; Trichosporonales; Trichosporonaceae. Bases 1 to 996 code for a protein of 331 amino acids. The transcript has 5 exons. Gene Ontology annotation, molecular function: cytochrome-b5 reductase activity, acting on NAD(P)H. The record is from RefSeq and is a predicted model, not a curated record.
AUGCUCCUCUCCCGUGCUACCCCCGCCCUCCGCGCCUCGUCGCGCCAGUUCGCCGGCGCUGGUGCUCCCAAGAAGGAGCCCUCCAACUGGGGCAUGAUCUUCUCCGUCGCCGGUGUCGCUGGUCUCGCUGCUUACGCUUACAUUAACCGCACCGAGGCUCAGAAGAAGAAGGCUGCCGCUGCCUUCCCCGCCAUCCCCGGCCUCGACCCCAAGGAGUGGACUCCCCUUACCCUCGAGGAGGUUAAGAAGUACAACCACAACUCGCACACCUUCAAGUUCGACUUCGAGGGCGACGACAAGGACCAGAAGACCGCCGGUCUCUCUGUUGCUGGCUGCAUCCUCGUUCGCAGCCCCACCGGCGAGGGCCAGGUCAACGACGACAAGGGCAAGCCCGUCAUCCGCCCCUACACCCCCGUCUCGGCCCACGACGCCCGCGGCCACAUCGAGCUCCUCAUCAAGGAGUACCCUACUGGAAAGCUUACCCCUUGGCUCUCUAGCCUCAAGCCUGGAGACAAGGUCCUUUUCAAGGGCCCCAUGAAGAAGUACCAGUACCAGGCCGGCAACUUCGACCGCGGUGUCUUCGUCGCUGGCGGCUCCGGCAUCACCCCCGCUUACCAGCUCAUCGACUACGCUCUCGAGAACCCCCAGGACAAGACCAAGUUCACUCUUCUCUACGCCAACGUUGAGGAGGAGGACAUCCUUCUCCGCGAGAAGUGGGACAAGCUUGCCAAGGCCCACCCCGACCGCCUUCAGGUCGUCUACUUCCUCGACAAGCCCCCUGCCAACUGGAACGGCGAGUCUGGCUACGUCUCCAAGGACAAGAUCCAGAAGUACUUCCCCGCCAAGAAGGAUGGCGAGAAGGUCAUGGCCUUCGUCUGUGGCCCCCCUCCCCAGGUUGCCGCCGUUGCCGGCCCCAAGGACGGCAUGAAGCAGGGCGACGUCGGUGGCGCCUUCAAGGACCUCGGCCUCACCUCCGAGGAGGUCUUCAAGUUCUAA